Messenger RNA from Ectocarpus siliculosus, 1060 nucleotides. The record is from the annotation of a GenBank genome assembly. NCBI's taxonomy places the organism in Eukaryota, Phaeophyceae, Ectocarpales, Ectocarpaceae.
AAAACGUACCUUCUGCACGCUCUCAGCUUAGGAGGGACCUUGAGGUAUAGACCUGGUGUAGGGCCGCGUGAAAGGGAAAAGGGAAAAACUCAAGAAGGAAGAGAAGUCGAUUUCACGGUCGGCGGAUAUAGUCCGUGGUGACCGGCAGGGCGGGCGCGCCGAACAGCAUGUCGUACUUGCUGCCGCACUUGAGAACAGGGUGGGCUGUGGACCAAGCCAUCAUCAACGAGGAGGAGAGGGUGGUGUGCCUGAGGUUCGGGCACGACCAUGACGUGACAUGCAUGCAGAUGGAUGAGGUCCUUGCGGGCAUUGCGGAGGACGUCAAAAACUUUUGCGCCAUCUACGUCGUUGACGUUUCGGAGGUGCCGGACUUCAACGACAUGUACGAGCUCUACGACCCUUGCACCGUGAUGUUCUUCUUCCGCAACAAGCACAUCAUGAUCGAUCUCGGCACGGGAAACAACAACAAGAUCUCGUGGGCGUUCAACAACAAGCAGGAGAUGAUCGACAUAAUGGAGGUCGUGUACAGGGGAGCUCGAAAGGGCAGAGGUCUGGUCGUCUCACCGAAGGACUACUCGACGAAGUACAAAUACUGACCGCGGCACCACGCCCUUGUUUCCCCUCGGUUGUCGAAGCUGUCAGCAGGCCGAAGUGGAAGAUGGGAAGUGGAGGGGGUUGGUCUUGUCUGUCUGGUUAGUGUUUUGCUGUCGAAUUUUGUUUUCGCUGCAGGGUUGGAGGGUGUAUAUAAGCAGCGGCUGCUCUUGUCGAUAGUAGUUUGGCGUGCCUACAUUAUGGGAGCCCAGAAAGUUCUCUUGUGUUUUUUCGGGCGUGGUGGAUGCCCCCGCCGUAUAUCUGGUAAUUUUUAUCGGUUUCAAUGUUUCAGCGCCUGUCAUCGGUUCAGGCGCGGACGCACACGGUUUGGCUGACUACUACUCGGGAUGUAGAGAAACUCCCUAACGUUCUGCUGGGCAUCUUCCGCUUGAGGGUGCGACGGACCGUGCCUUGUACGAGUUGAAGGGCGUGGGCGUGGGUUGGAGGCCUUCAGCGUUCGGCUUGUGAC